Molecule: messenger RNA, 804 nt
Organism: Leptonychotes weddellii (Weddell seal)
Lineage: Eukaryota; Metazoa; Chordata; Mammalia; Carnivora; Phocidae
Gene: POM121L12
Product: POM121 transmembrane nucleoporin like 12
Biological process (GO): RNA export from nucleus; protein import into nucleus
Cellular component (GO): nuclear pore
Molecular function (GO): structural constituent of nuclear pore
Source: RefSeq, a predicted model, not a curated record
AUGGGCAACUACCUGAGCACAUCCAAGCCCGAGCCGCCACCCCUCGCCCAAGGGCGCCGGAACCCGCGGCCCAGGCCUGCCCACGCCGAUGACGGUGGGCACCGCAUCUGCUCGGGACCCCUCCCGCAGAUGCCGCCCAACUGGGACCCCACCAAGCCGCGGAGGGUGGUCCCUGAGGCAUGGAGGCGCUUUCCCGCCAAGCCACCUGCUGAGACAGUCCUGGGGCCGGAUCUCUCCGGCGCCUGGGAGAGUUACAUGAAGCGGUGGCUUUGGAGUGCCCGCCACCCAAGACGGAUCUGGAGCCCUGUGACGGUCAGGAUCGCGCCCCCUGAGCGCAGAGGGAACCCCUGGGUGUCCCAGGCACAGGGGCACGGCGCCUGCUCUGCAGGGCAUCCACUAGUGGAGGAGCGCCCAGACCCUUGUGCCAAGGAGACCGUGCUGAGGGCUCUCAGCCAGUGCCAGAAGGGGAACAGGAAGUUUGACGGGCCCCUGUGGUUUGAGAUUCCAGAGAGCACAAGCAGGAGGCGGAACCCGGAGCCCAGGCCAUCUGCCUUUAAGCCCCUGAUCAGAAAUGGUGUGGUCCCUUCCUUUGUGCCCAGACCAGGGCCUCUAAUCAGAAGCCUUCACUCCUGGAGCUACACUGUCUGCAGGGAGGACGCUGACCUCGAGCCUGAUGCCCAGCCUUCACUGUCUGCUACCCACCCCGCGGCAGGGGCGGUGUCAGCCCAGGGCCCAGAUCCUCAGCUGCAGAGCUGGGAGAAGAUGCAGUACUCCAGGGGCCUCCCACCUUCCUACAGUGCGUAA